This is a messenger RNA of Varanus komodoensis (Komodo dragon), 6127 nucleotides long. Its product is annotated as probable hydrolase PNKD. The record is from RefSeq and is a predicted model, not a curated record. Gene Ontology annotation, cellular component: mitochondrion. The coding region runs from base 1676 to 2626 and encodes 316 amino acids. Lineage: Eukaryota; Metazoa; Chordata; Lepidosauria; Squamata; Varanidae. Gene Ontology annotation, molecular function: hydroxyacylglutathione hydrolase activity. The transcript is spliced from 9 exons.
AUAGAACAAUAUGACAAUGGAACCAAUUAAGUGGGGAAGUCAUGGGCUCUUACGCAUGCCCUGGAAACAUUCAAGAGGCAGCUGGAUGGCCAUCUGUUACAGAACUUUGCAUCCUGCACUGAGCAGGGCGUUGGAUCUGAUGACCAUAUAGGCCCCUUACAACACUACUUCUUAUGAUUCUGUAAACCAUUCCAGGUGCUAAGGGCGAGGGCAGGUGGGCUGUUUUCAGUGAUAUUCAAGCAGGACACUAAUAAGUCUGAAGAAAAGACUCCACCUUUCCAUUAGUGCUACUGACAGGCCUAUUUGUUCCAAGCAGCACUGUUAGCUAUUAGGAUACUGACUUUGGGUUCUGGCACUAAUGCUCAAAAGGCAUCAUGCAGCUAGUCUAUCUUUUAUUCCCUCGUGGAUCUUUUUCCUAUUAAGAAAAAGAUGGAAGAAAUGGUGACUAGUGGGAGGGGAGAAUACAGCACCAUCUGGACUCCCUAUAAAAUUCCCUGAAUGAAGAAAGUAAUUGCACCUUUCUGAGAAAUGUGCUUUUUUCUUAAGCCAUCUUUGUUUUCAGUGUUGGGGUACUGCUAAUUCUGAUAUUUUGGAUUGGGGAGGAGACUUUUGUAGGGUGGAGUGUGACUUUUGGCAGAGUUGCAAGGUUAGUAUUCAGGAUUAUUUUGGUCCUCCCCCUGCCCCCUGGCCCGGUGCAUUGGAAAGCUUUUGAUGUAGGGAGCUUUUUCUUUUUUCUUUUUGGCAUCCCUUAAUAAACAAUAGCAAUGUUGUCCACAUUGAUCAAAUAGUCACCUCUUACUUUUUUAAGCAGUGUGUUUUAUAUCUUUGGCAUGCAUUGUUGGAUAGAGCCAUUUAGGCUGCAAUCCUCAGAUCCCUCAGAGAGUAUCUCGGGGGCCAUGAGAUGUUUCAGAUCUCCCCCUCUGAGGGCAGAGAGAGAGAGAGAAAGACCACCCCCUCCAAGCUGCUAUGGAAAUAUCCUUUGCUUUUCUGAAGUUGUAGAAGUAAAGUAUGUGUGUGUGUGCUGCAGGGUGUUGGUGGUGACAUUCUGUGCCAGAGACAAAUAUGAGAAGGCUGGAUUCAUAUGAUCCCUAGUGUUCCCAUUGCCCCAGUGUGGAGUGCAUUAGUGUAGUUUAAUCUAAAUGCAACCAGGGUGUGUAUAAUGAAGCCAGCCCUGCAUUGUUCAGAUAGGGACCCAGCUGGCAAACCAUCCUAAGCUUAUAAAAAGGUACUUCUAGACAUCAGUGACAUCUGUGCUUGCACAGGUAACAGCUUGCCUGGUUCUCCAGUCAACUUCUCUGGCUCUUUACAAGGAGCGCAAGCUGAACCAGAACCAGUUGCAGACUUCAUCCAGAUCAGCACUCAUCUCAACCUAUAGAAACUCUGUUGUGUUCAGGCUUUACACAGUGUGCCUUUAAACCCCAUAAUGAGCCUUAAGUUAUAUCUGAUGGCUUUGUUGAGCUCUAGAAGUCUUGCUGUGCUUGCACAGACCAGACAUAUUACAUGAUGCUAAGUUGGCCUACUUAUAUGGCAAAUUAUAGUCAUAAGCCAUGUGGAAAAAGCCACAGUAGGAGAUUUUAUCCUUCAGCUUUUUCUUGUCUUCUUGCUUGGAAGAUGAACAAAUACUGCCAGUGCAGGAUCAAACAUUCCACCUGAAGUUGCACUGUACACACCAACUAUGACAGAAGCCAGACAGUUGUUAAGGUAUAAUCUCUACGCCCACACCCGGCUGGGCUACCUGUUCUACAAGCGUCAGGUGAGGAAAGCACGGGAGCGAUAUCCCCAAGGACACUCCAUUCCCCAGCCUGUGGAGUUCACUGGAGUGAAGAUUUUGCCCAUCCCUGUCCUGUCAAAUAACUACAGCUACCUCAUUAUAGAUACCAGCUCAAACUGUGCCGCGGCUGUGGACCCCUCUGACCCUCUGGCUGUGCAGUCAGCCAUUGAGAAAGAGGGGGUGACCCUGGAAGCCAUCCUGUGCACUCACAAGCACUGGGAUCACAGCGGGGGUAAUGCAGCCCUGAGGCGGCAGCACAGCUCCUGCAGAGUGUAUGGCAGCAGCCAUGAUGACAUCCCUGAACUGACAGAUCCCCUCUCAGACAAGGAGACCAUUGCAGUCGGAUGCUUGACCUUCAAGGCCCUCUUCACGCCUGGACACACAGUGGGGCACAUGGUUUAUGUGCUGGAUGGGAAGCCUUUUGAAGGGCCAGCCUCGCUUUUCUCAGGAGACCUCCUCUUCCUUUCUGGCUGUGGUCGUAUAUUUGAAGGGACACCAGAAACCAUGCUGGCCUCGCUAGACAUGACAGCAGACCUUCCUGAAGAUACACUGCUUUGGCCAGGGCACGAAUAUGCUUUAGAGUGCCUAAUGUUUGCAAGCCUUCUGGAGCAGAGUAACCCUUUCCUGGAGGAGAAGCUACAGCGGGUGAACCAACAGCGAGCUGAGAAGAGAAGCACGUGUCCUUCCACCAUUGGUGAAGAGAAACAGUACAAUCCUUUCCUGCGGACCCACUGCCAGGCAGUGCAAGAAGCCGUGGGCCUACAACGGCAAAGGGACGAGAACUGGGACAUCUUUCGGGCCCGGGUCCUGAAGGAGGUGCGACUGCGGAAGGACGCCUACAAAGCAAACUUGUAGCCUGGGUGGUGUGCUGCUGGAGCAGGAUGUACUUCUGUGCAGGGGGCUAAGCAGAGCCUCCUCGAGGAGGAGUGUGGUCCCCAAAUGGGCUCUGCCCCCCUGAGGAGAGAUCUCCUGGGGUACCGAUCUUUCCCAUCACAUGGGGUGAAUGGUGGAAUGAAGGGCCAGGCUCUUUGCUGGAGCCCAUCUUCUCCCUUCCGGAAAACCUGUUGUUGUUAUUGCUGCUUACCCAUGCAACAGGAAGGGCAGGGCCUGCAGCCUUUGAGUAAAGGAGUUAUGGAUUUUCUUGCAUUGGUUAGUGGCUGCUUUGAGCCCUUCUGUUUUGCAGCCCACUGCUCUGUAGGGAAGAGGGAGAGAGCAGCAGAGGGCAAUGCUCAGAAGAGAUGCUGAAAUACGCAUCAUCAUUUUCAGAACAUGUAUUUUAUUUUGGGUAUGCCUGCCUAUUCUGAGCUCAUGGGGAAUCUCCUGGAUCCUCUUACAUUAUAAGCACAAUUGCAAUACUUUAUCCAGUUGUCCAAUUAACUGGUGCACAUUUGUCAGAACAGAAGUCCUGUUUGGUCUUCCAGCAUAUCUAAAGGAGCCAUUGCCUUCCAUCUUCCUGCACCCCAAUACUUCCUCUUGGACAGCUGAGCAUCUUUCAAGACCACCUACAUCAAAGGAGAAUGAUAUCCUCUGGCACUACAUUUUAAGUAAUGCUCCUCUUUUGACGCCUGUUAACACUGCUUUCUUUUAAGAACUCUGCAAUUGAGCUAAUUGGUGUAUUCCUAGCAGUGAAGCCAAGUAUGGAUUUGUGGCCCUGAUCCCAAAAGCCAGUUUUCCAAUUCUGUGGGUCUUCCAUCAGGCACUUUCCCAGCUGCCCAUCGAAGCACAAAUUCUUUUGGGAAUGCAUCAAGGCCAGAUCGAGAAUGCCUCUCCUUCCCACAGAAGCAGGGGGAUGGAGCUCAGGGAGGCAUGCUUCCUCCUGCCUCUGCAAACAUCUCGCCCGAGAAGGGACCCAUGGUUUCCUUUCAGUGCUGUCACAUGCACAUCGCUUGCUGGAGAGGUCGUAAAUCAACACUGUGAGGGUGUUUUAACGGAAGCUUUAUCCACCAUAGUGUGACCAUAUGGUUGGUGCUUGCAUAAUGUAUACAAGUUUGGUUCCUAUUACCCUCUAGCGUCUGUUAAUUGAGAAGCACAGCACAGGGCCAAUUUCAGCAGAGGCUGAAAAAGCAACCUUUUACGUCAUCUGAGAGUUUGGAAAAUGCAAUGGGAAAAAGCACUAUACAGUUUUAUUGCUCUGCAUCUGUUUUUUAUUUUGAUUGUGUAUUUUUGGCAUAAUUUACAUUUCUGAGUAUCCUCCAUCUUUGACACUGUAAGUGUCCGAUUUUACUAAGACUUAUAACACUUUUAAGAUAUAUUUCCUGUAAAAUAAGAAUAGGUUUGCUGUUUGAAUUUGCACUUUCCAUUCUGUCAAAAACAGGCUUUGUGGCAUAAGAAAACAAAACUGAAAAUGAAGGCUUCUGAUGCUGCUUAUACUUUGUUAAAAAUGAAGUAGUUGGGAAAUUGUUUGCUUUUUUGGAAAUCCUCUCUAAGUUCAGUCAUCACAUUAAACAAUACCCUCUUUGUGAUCUGAAAUGGGCACACCUACACCAGCUUAGCUCUGCAGGAAGCAAGAUAAAGUGGGAGGGGCUGAAGUCCAGCCACUGAGUCCAUGGCUUUUGGAACUGAAUCCAUGCCACUUACAAAGAACUAAGGCACUUUGCUUCUCAGUAAAUGUGCAUAGGGUUCUAUUAUUAAAACAUCAAAGCUGAAUGUUGGUGGGAGAAACUGGUGCCAGCAGAAGGUCAAGCAUAGCAACAGGCCCUGCUUGACGCCUUCUGUCUCAUUGCAAUAUGAAAUGGAAAUCAAGAUUCUAGAGAUCUUUGAUGAGGUGCCCAAUUGCCCCUAGUGCAAACAAUAAGCACAGGAUUGCUCUGUCUUUGCCCUGUGCUUGGCCAUAGUAGAGCAAAAGUGGACUGCCUUUUUUCAACCUGAGAAUCAGAUUGCUACCCAGGGGCAUCCCUGGGGUCACAGGCCAGCAGUGAAAGAAUAGGUGGGGUAUCUCACUCAUGCCACCACCUUUCAUUCACGUGCAUAUCCUUCCCAUCCUGUGGGUCACCUAGGAGGUGGUGGUAAGGAUUUCUUAGCUCCUUUUCUUAGUGGCGACUACGAAAAAGCUCUUAUCUUUGUCCAGCUACUCUUCAGAGAUAAGAGCAUGCCCUCUGUGGAAAAGGAGCAAGGCCGCCUUCACUAGAAAGACGUUAGUGAGGCCAAACCGGGAACCCCACGUUUGUGUGCCUGCUGUAGGAGCUACUGCCACUGCCUUAGUGUCAUCUGUUGGUGAACUGGGCUUACAGCCAAAGCAUGUGCAUGUUUACUCAAAUUUAAGAGCCAUAGAGUUCAAGAGUGCCUCCUCCCAUGUUCUAGGACUGCAGCCUUGAUUUGCUGUUAGAACUCUUUUUGGAAGAAGAUGCUAACGAGCACCACAAAGUCAUUUUUCUAGAAGGGGAGAAACAGAAACCUGCUUUAGUGUGUGUGGAUCUUCUUGCUUUUACAAGUGUGGGUUGAUAAACUAGCUCACCCUACCUUAUGCAUGCCGGAAGGCCUGUGAAUUUGGCUUUAACAUCAUUUGAUCUGUUCUCUUAGCAGUUGACGUGGCCAAAGUUGCUUUUCCUCUCUCAGGUCCACCCAAAGCCUCUGCUGCCUUGGCCAUAGCAUGGAACCCUAUUUAAGGGAUCAUUUAAUGCUUCUAUACCAAUUUUUCUGAAGGUUUCCAGAAAUGGAAAGGAAACAUGACAUAGAAUGGAUCUAGAGGUUUCUCCCCCUCCCCUCUUUCUCUUUCUCUUUUACAGCCUCUAGGGGAGGUAGAUAUCCAAAUGUUUUAGAUUUCAACUUUCAGUAUAGUCAGAAGUCAGGAAUGCUGAAGUCCAAAAUAUCUGGAGAUCUAUUUUCUGCUUAGGACAGAGUUCAAGAGCAACAUGAAAGAAAAAUGUUCUCCCAGUGCUUUUUCAUACAGCUUUGAACAAGUUAAUGGACUUCUUGUGAAUUUCUGUUUGGUUUCUUUAGACAUGCUCCUGGUAUGCAUUUUCAGCAUACCAGGAGCAAUCUAGCUGUGUGUACUGGGGGUAGGGAAUCAGUGUUGUAGAUGACAAACCCUGACCCAUGCUGGUUGGGGUUGAUGGGAGCUAUAGUCCAAAACAGUAAGAGGACACCAUGUUGCCUGCCCCAGAGAUAGGCAAAUUUGGGAUUUGGUAUGCUUUACCUGGGUUUUCUUGAAAUUAGUUAACUGUGAGCCACUCAGGACACUUUAGGCAGGCAGGGAAUGGGGGUGAUUGUGUUUUGUUAUGUGCUGAAAGGAAGACAGUGUGUUUGAGCACCUAAUUUAUGGGUUAGGGCUUAAAUUUUUGUGGUGCACACUGUGGAUUUUGUUUGGAUUUUAAACUCCCAAUAAAUUGAUCGUGGGUGUUUUCCUUGAAUUUUAAA